AAAUGGCGACUACCACUUCUGAAAGGAAACACGUGUUAAUGUUUACCUUUUAAUUUCUUGCAAAAAGAUGCCAACUGGGAGUAAAAUUUUUUCAGGAUAUCGAGCUCUUGGGUUUGUGAGCGAUCAUGUGCCUCUUGCAACACGAUAUAAUAAGAGAUUGAAAGAGAAUUACGUCAUAACAAGCGUGGGAAAAUCUUUCCACACUUACAAUUGUUCCCGAUUAGGAAUAACAAAUAUAAGUGAUGUCCAUCCAGACAACAUUACAUGUAUCGCUGUAAACAACAGAUAUGUUUUCACUGGUUGUGGAAAUGUUGUCCGAGCCUUCAAAAGAAGCAGACAGCUUGUUCACACAUUUGAGGGUCACUCAUGUGAGGUUCAUCUUCUUCUCCCAUUUGGAAACCAUCUCAUCUCUAUUGACAUUCAUAGCAAUCUGAAGAUCUGGGAUGUAGAAAAUGGAGGGGUGUACCUGGAGAUGGAGUUUAGUAAUUCCACUUUUCACAUCACAGCCAUGGUACAUCCCAGCACAUACCUCAACAAGAUUGUCCUGGGCAGCAAACAAGGCACACUACAACUAUGGAAUAUCCUCAAAGACAAAAUGCUCUACUCCUUCAGUGGCUGGGGAUCUCCAGUCACAGUCCUACAACAGUCUCCAGCCAUUGAUGUAAUUGCAGUAGGUCUGAGUGAUGGAAGGACAGUGUUACACAACAUUAAGUAUGAUGAAGUCAUCAUGAACUUCCAGCAGGAUUGGGGACCAGUGUCUGCCAUCUCCUUCAGAACAGAUGGUCACCCUAUCAUGAUAACAGGAAGUACAGUAGGCCACAUCGCUCUUUGGAACUUGGAGGAGAAAAAGCUCCAAAGUCAGAUCAGACACGCCCACCACAGUACAGUGUCUGGGAUGAGUUGUCUCCCUUCAGAACCACUGAUGGUCACAUCAGCCGCAGACAAUUCACUCAAAGUAUGGAUCUUUGAUUUACCUGAUGGUGGAGGUCGGUUACUGAGGCAAAGAUCAGGUCACAGUGCUCCACCAAACGCCAUUCAUCACUAUGGUUACAAUGGCAAAAAUAUUCUAAGUGCAGGACAGGACAGUGUUUUACGAUCAUUUUCCACUAUUCACGACUCUGAAAACAAGAGCUUAGGACGGGCAAGCUACAACAAAGCUGAGACAAAGAGGACUGGUCUCCUAAAGGACAAACACAUGAUGCCCCCCAUUACAGCAUUUGCUGCAGAUGUUUCCCGGGCGAGUGAUUGGGACAAUAUUGUUGCAUGUCACAGAGGACUUGCUCAGGUGACAACAUGGAAUUAUCAGAGAGGCACCAUGGGAAAAUUCCGUCUUUGUCAUCCACGAUUUGAGGAGAAACAGUUCAGAUCAGCCACAGCCCAAUGUGUUGAUAUCAGCAGCUGUGGAAACUUCUGUGUGAUUGGCUAUAGCACAGGUCAUGUGGACAAGUACAACCUUCAAUCAGGGAUACACAGGGGAUCCAUAGGGGACCCAGCCCAUACCUGUGGAGUGAUGGGGGUUGCAGUAGAUGGAAUGAACCAGAUCCUGGUGACUGCAGGCCUGGAUGGGGAAAUUCGGUUCUGGGGGUUUAAGAAGCACCAGAAAAUUGACACUUUACAGACAGAAAACUACAUUUCAGGGAUUGUACUGCACAGGGAAAGCUCGAUGUUGGCUGUAGCAUUGGACAAUUUCCAGAUCUUUGUGGUGGAUUUAGAUACUCGUAGAGUGGUCAGGAAGUUUCAGGGUCACAGUAACAAGGUGACGGGGAUGUCAUUUAGUCCUGAUGCUCGCUGGUUGAUCUCAUCCGCCAUGGAUUGUACAGUCAGAUCAUGGGACUUGCCCUCUGGAAGGUUGGUAGACUGUUUCUCAGUGGAGAUGGCCGUGACCUCUCUGUCGAUGUCCCCGACCGCAGAUUUCCUGGUCACCAGUCAUGUGGACAGUGUAGGAGUGUAUACCUGGUACAACAAGACCCUCCUCUCCCACGUAUCCCUGGCCCCACUCCCAGACGAUUACCAACCACAGGAAGUGGAAAUGCCUGACACACGAUUCACUGCAGCAGAUGACAACCAAAAUGCUGAAGAUGACAUGGUGCUGGAUGAUGUAGAUGAUUACGCUUCCCCAGAACAAUUAUCCUCCGAGUUAGUGACCUUGUCUCUUCUUCCUAACUCCCGCUGGCACAACCUCCUCAAUCUGGAUGUCAUUAAGAUGAGAAAUAAACCAAAAGAACCCCCUAAAGUUCCUAAGGCAGCACCUUUCUUUUUACCCACAAUUCCUGGCUUACAACCCAAGUUUGCUGUCCCUGAACACACAGAGGAAACAGACAAGAAGAAAUUGGGUGCUGAUCUUUCUCGGUUUAAUUCUCUUGGUGAACUUGGGCGUAGACUAGAUGAAGGAAAGGAGGAUCAGAGUGCUUUGGGAUAUCUGAAAGAACUUGGUCCCUCUGCUGUUGAUAACGAGAUUCGAUGUUUAGGACCUGAUGCGGGGGGAUCUGUGACAACUAUGUCCCAGUUCCUUCACUUGAUUAGUCAUGUUCUUGACACCAAGAAAGACUUUGAAGUGGCCAAUGCUUAUCUGGGACUUUUUCUAAAGAUUCAUGGUGAUACAAUAUCCAGUCAUCCUGAACUGGUUGAAGUUCUCAGAGAGGUGAAGGGAAAACUGAAUCAGACGUGGACUUCCAUACAGGAUCUGUUUACCUUGAAUUUAACACUUCUAACCCAUCUCAGGACAGCUAAAAUCUGAGAGAGAGAAAGAGAGAGAGAGAGAGAGAGAGAUGUGUGUGUAGAAGAGAAAGAGGGAAAACAUUUGUGCAUAAACAGUACACAAAUGUCUUACUUGAAUAAAAUAUCACUAUAAAUCUUUCUUUUACAUGAACCUUUUGUUUACAGAAUUAGAGAUGCUUACUCCUCCAUGGCAUCUGAUCCCACCUCUGUUUUCAGAGUUUCAUGUUGACUCUGCUCACAGUUUAUUUUGUGGAAUAGACUUUUGAGCAUGAUCACUGUUCUUUAUCUUUACAUUUCAUUAGAAGGGACUUGGGCUUUGCAUGGUGUUGAUGCAAUAGUCGUAAUUUAUAAUUAUAGUGAGCUGAGGUGAAAAGAAUAGAAAUAUGUUCAAUAGUUAUU
Saccostrea echinata is the source of this 3117-nucleotide messenger RNA. Its product is annotated as WD repeat-containing protein 36-like. Gene Ontology annotation, molecular function: protein binding. Gene Ontology annotation, cellular component: Pwp2p-containing subcomplex of 90S preribosome; small-subunit processome. The record is from RefSeq and is a predicted model, not a curated record. Gene Ontology annotation, biological process: rRNA processing. The transcript has 19 exons. The coding region runs from base 68 to 2737 and encodes 889 amino acids. NCBI's taxonomy places the organism in Eukaryota, Metazoa, Mollusca, Bivalvia, Ostreida, Ostreidae.